Messenger RNA from Thunnus maccoyii (southern bluefin tuna), 2600 nucleotides. It is a transcript of the gene gpr151, whose product is annotated as G protein-coupled receptor 151. Gene Ontology annotation, molecular function: G protein-coupled receptor activity. The transcript has a single exon. Gene Ontology annotation, biological process: G protein-coupled receptor signaling pathway. Gene Ontology annotation, cellular component: membrane. The coding region runs from base 620 to 1954 and encodes 444 amino acids. The record is from RefSeq and is a predicted model, not a curated record. Lineage: Eukaryota; Metazoa; Chordata; Actinopteri; Scombriformes; Scombridae.
CAUUUUAAAAACCACUUAUAGGGCAGGAAACAGCUGAAAAAUAGUCACUGACUCACCCUAAUAACUCAUAUAGCCUAAUAUAAUUAUAUUUUAGUUUUUUUCGCAACAAAUUCCAAAAAUGUCUUUGCUAAAAUAACGUGGAUUUUGUGCCAAAAAUGUUAUAUUUUCUAACUCUUCUGUUGCAUCUAAAGAAAACCUUUCUAACUCACAAACAUUUAGGCUUCACAAAUUAGAAAUCCAGUACAUUCAUAUGUCGCACCGUGUGCAUUAUGCAGACUUUUCCUAAUUGGCCCCGUGAGGCUGAGGUCUACGCACAUUUUGUCAGCUGGGGACACCAGCUGUCAAUCAAACAGCAUCUUUAUAACUAGCAGCAGCAGCCGCAUCACUGUGUCUCAGGAUAAACCCGGACACAGACAGGAGCUCCACUGUGAUCAUCGAUUGUCAAUCGAUACCUUCUCUGAUGCGAUUAUUCUUACAGGUUUAGAUUCAGGAGGCUAGUAUUUCUAGAUAUAUUGCAUUUUUCUUGCGCACUUCAAUUUUUUAUCACAUUUUUUUUGUCUCCUGGCAACUUUUAAAAAAAAAAAAAAUUUCUUCAGCUCACCAUCCUUUUUGGUUAAAGAUGGACAAACUAAGUGGGAACAAUGCGACUGUGGUGAACAGCUCCUUAGACAGGUGGCAAUUCAAUGAACGCGGCUCGUACCAACACCUGGACACCGGGGAGCUGAGAGUCCUGGUGCCGGCUAUUCUGGGAGUCAUCUGUGUCUUGGGUGUGGCUUGUAACCUCACUGCGAUGGUCAUCUUGUUCUCCAACGCCCAUAAGGGCAAACUGUCUCUCAUCAACUCCCUCAUCUUCAACCUGAUGUUUGCUGACGGGCUGGUGCUGGCGUUCACGGUGCCUUUCCGAGCCGCCUCCUACUCCAAGGCCAGCUGGAGUCUGGGCUGGGUGGUGUGCAAGACGGCCGACUGGUUCCUCCAGUCCUGCAUGGCGGCGAAGAGCUUCACAGUGGCUGUCAUGGCCAAAGCAUGCUACCGGUACGUGUCCAAUCCCACCAAGCAGGUGAGCAUCCACCUGGGCUCCAUCCUGGUGGUGCCCUUCUUCAUCUGGCUGUCCGCCUGCUCUGUGACCGUCCCUCACUGGCUGUUUGCAAAGCUGCAGAGAGGGAUCCGCGGGCUGGUGUGUGUGAUGAUGGUUCCUCCUGAAGCCAGGGAUUUCAUGUUUGUGUAUGUCAAAGCAUACCCCCUGGGGGUCUACUGCGCCCCUCUCAGCUUUGCCCUGAUGUACUUCUGGAGGGCGUACGGCCAGUGCCAGCGCCGCUCCAGUAAGACUCAGAAUCUGCGCACACAGAUCCGAUCCAGAAAGCUCACCUUGAUGCUGUUCAGCCUGACCGUAGCCAUGGCCAUCCUCUGGCUUCCACAGUGGGUAGUGUGGGUUUGGGAGCGACAUUUGGCUGAGAAAGAAAUUGAAGGAGCUCAGCCCCUCAUCUCUUCUCCUCCCCUUCUUCUAGCUCUCUCUGCUCAGCUGCUCACUUUCUCUCUGUCGCUGGUGAACCCUCUCAUCGUCCUCUCCCUCUCAGAGGAGUUCAGAGAGGGCUACCGAGGUCUGUGGAGGCGGCUCACCCUGCGCAAACAACUUCCACCAAAGCCCGGACCUCACAACCCUACCACUCUCCAGUCCCCUUGCCCCAGACCAGAGACCUCAGGCCAGCCGAGGGGGGAGAGGAGCCUCCAAUCCAGCUCCAGCCAGGGUCCCAGUAGAGAGGAUCAGCCUCAGCUGGAGCAAGGUCGGGGAAGAGGAGGAGGAGGAGGAGGGAAAGAAGUAGACAAGGUGAGCCUCAAAGAUGGGAUUGUCUUGCCAGAUGUGGAGCAGUUCUGGCACGAGAGGGAGACUGGCUCACACACGGAUGAAAAUGAUCCUGUGCCGUGGGAGCACCAGAGCAAAGAGGAGAAAAAAUAACAGCCACCUGCCAGCUGAUCCUCAGUAUGAUCUCCAGUCCUCAGACAGCAGCAGCUUCAUCAGCAAACCUCAGUAGAACUGCUGAGUGCUGCACCGUAAAUCAGUGGUAUUCUGUCAACUGUUUGUAUGAUAUUAUUCAAAGGUAAGAAGUGUGGAUUACAGCUAAGUGUGGACUACAAAUAGUACAGUAUGAUAAACAUUGCAAUAAUGUUGUAUUUGUAUUGUUUCAUGAGGAAGAACUAGAUUAUAAUUAGUGUAAGAUGAUUUUGGUGGCUGUAAAUCAAAGUUUACGGUAAGGUGGAUGGCAAUGUAAAUUCAAUAUAUAGAUCUAUAUAUAUAUAUAUAUUUUCAGUAUGCCAUAUAGUGAAUGAAAAUUGUAUGUGUCUUGAAGUAUUUGGACAUCAUACUGCCUGUUACAUAAUUAUUACAUACUUAUUUUUAAAGACUGUGUGCUGCAAGAAACCCUCUAGAAAAAACAAAUUUAAAUCUGAAAUCUCAGCUGGAGGUCAGUGUUACAAUUAACGUGUUUGAAUGUGUUUGUGCAAUCAUGUAGAAGUAGGCUGUUUCGAUGUGAGUAAAAGAGUCUGUGCUUCCUGUCUUUUGUCUGUGUGAGAGAUUAUUUUGCAAUUAUUGUGUAUUUGAAUGA